Megalobrama amblycephala (Wuchang bream) is the source of this 3709-nucleotide messenger RNA. It is a transcript of the gene rab11fip4b, whose product is annotated as RAB11 family interacting protein 4 (class II) b. Bases 322 to 1923 code for a protein of 533 amino acids. Gene Ontology annotation, biological process: regulation of cytokinesis; endocytic recycling. The record is from RefSeq and is a predicted model, not a curated record. Gene Ontology annotation, cellular component: cleavage furrow; midbody; endocytic vesicle. Lineage: Eukaryota; Metazoa; Chordata; Actinopteri; Cypriniformes; Xenocyprididae. The transcript is spliced from 14 exons.
CAACUGCUGUCAGAGCUUCUGCGAGUGUGUAGAGGGAGGGUGUGUGGUCAAACAAGCUGUGUGGUGUGUUUUCACAAGUUUCAGAAACGAAUAGAUUCAUUCAAGAAGUGAGCAGAUGAAAAUAGUCAGGAUAAGGAUUCUCUCUCUCUUCCUUGGUUGUGGAUUACAGAUUUUUAUACAGAAGCUUACCAGUGGAUGAAGCCUCACCUGUUGGAUUUGAGUUGGAUGACAACAAUGGACAGUAGAAGUGUACUGUGAGGAGUGGAGGAGAUCAUGGUCCCUCAGCUCUGAGAGACAGGGACAGGCCGGACUACAGUCAUCAUGUCCAUCCGGGAGUGCCUAGAUAGCCCAGUGCUUGAGGAUGAGGAGGGUGAGGAAGGCAGAGGGGUGGAGAGAGAGUCGGACAGAGACAGUGCAGUAGAUAGCGCUUUGUCAUCAGAGAUAUCGGAUGAAGGGAGAACUGGACAAAAAGAGGAAGGGAUUGGGAUUUGCCUCCCAGGAGAAAAGUUUAGUCAGAUGUAUAAUCGCUCAGAGAUUUCGGAUCAGUCUACACAUUCAUCUGCCUCAUUAAAUGAGGAGCAGUUUGAGGACUAUGGAGAAGGAGAGGAUGGAGACUACACUCCUAGCAACCCCUGUCCAGACGAUGAGAUCCGAAUUAAUGGAUGCUCAGAUCUGGGCUCCUCUGUUUCCUCCAGUGCUGGUCAGACUCCUCGGAAGAUGCGCCGCGCUGGUGAUCAGAUGGAUGUGUUUUGCUCUCAGUGCUGUAAGAGGGUCAGUCUGCUCAAUGACCUGGAGAAUAGACUGAAAAACCUCAAAACCAACAGCCCGAACAGAAAGAUCUCCAGCACUGCAUUUGGAAGGCAGCUGCUGCACAACAGUAACCUCAGCAGUAGUAACGGCAGCACAGAGGAUUUGUUCCAUGACAGCAUUGACUCCUGUGAAUUAGACAUUACUGAGAAGGUAAGUUACUUGGACAAGAAAGUGACAGAGCUGGAAAGUGAGAUUCUGAUGAACGGGGAUGUGAAGUCCAAGCUGAAACAGGAAAACAUACAGUUGGUCCACAGAAUUCACGAGUUGGAGGAGCAGCUAAAAGACCAGGAGACCAGAGCGGAGUCCAUGAUGGAGGAGGAGCUCAGGAGACACAGAGAGGCCUACAGUCGACUGGAGAAAGACAAGAACACACAGAUAGAGCUGCUUAAAAAUCGAGUACAUCAGCUAGAGGAGGAAAAUGGAGACAUGACAAUGAACAUGAACAGACUAAAAUCCCAGACAGAGAAGCUGGAUGAGGAGAGGCAGCGGAUGACAGAUAAGCUGGAGGAUACGAGCCUGCGGUUGAAAGAUGAGAUGGAUCUGUACAAGAAGAUGAUGGACAAGCUACGACAGAACAGAAAUGAGUUCCAGAAGGAAAGAGAUACCAUGCAGGAGCUGAUUGAGGACCUUCGGCGAGAGCUGGAGCACCUCCAGGUAUACAAGCUGGAGGCAGAACGAAUGGGGCGUGUUCGCAGACCUUCCAUUAGCCUAUCAGAAUACAGCACUCGAACACGUGAGAGUGAGUUGGAACAGGAGGUCAAGAGACUAAAACAGAGGAGUGUUUCCAAGGACAUGCCCUUUGACCUUCAGCAGCUUGUGUCUGCUCGGGCACGACUCUUUCCGAGUCUGAUGGAGAACCAAAAAUUGAGAGAACAGAAUGAAGAUCUAAAUGGUCAGCUUCUCAGUCUGAGCCUCCAUGAGGCCAAAAACCUGUUUGCCACACAGACAAAAGCGCAGUCUCUGGCCAUGGAGAUUGAUCAUGCCUCCCGUGACCAGUUGAUGGAAGCCCUCAAGGAACAAGAGGAGAUCAACUUCCGUCUCAGGCAAUACAUGGACAAGAUCAUUUUAUCCAUUCUGGACCACAACCCAUCUAUUCUGGAAAUCAAAAACUAAAAACCUGUCAUAAGCUGUUUAGAAACAGAGGACCUAGAGCUCCCCCUGAGGUAGCACUGGACUUUAAAUGACUUGUGCCUCUAAAUGCACAAUAACUACAAUAUGCUGGUGUUUUGUGCACCUAUCUCAUGUUACAAAAAUGUAAAAUAUACUGGUGAAAUAUUCAUGCACUUUUAAAGGGCAUUUUUGUGGCUCUGUACAACACAAGGGAGUUUUCACUGGAAUGGCAUUAUGGUUAGGGUACUGAAAUUGCACCAACUAAUAUGUGAAUAUUUUAGCACUGGGUGUUCACGCAGUGUAUUGCGUUAUGGAUUGUUGAUAUUUGCUGAGUUUGCACUGGAAUGUGAUGAAAAAGGGUGAUUGAUUGAAAAAGAACUUAUUCAAUGGCCAUCAGAGCUUGUCCCAUUCAGAGUUGCUGUAUCUGAUGAGAGGAAAGAGAUUUUUGUAGGUGCAUAUGUAAUGAUUUUGGUAAGAGAAGGUUAUUUUGACUGUCUUCCUAUUAUAUGGCAUGUGAAGGAAAGAGGUAAGGAGAGACAAAUGAGAAGAAUAGAGGAGAGGUAAUCAGAGCUGGUAAUGGAACUUGAUAACACUGCCUGUUGUAAAAGAAAUCCAUUUUAGAUGAGGGCAAUGCUCUAGUCUGUGUUUGCAAUAUAAGGUUGAGAUGUUUAUUCUGACAAUAAGCCGUACAUGCUUCAAAAAUGAGUAAAAAUGCAGGAGGCUGAAUGUAAACUCUCAUUGUGAAUGAAUGUACAAAACAAGUAGUAUUUCAGGUUAUUUACAGGCUUUAGCAUAAUAGUUUAAGACCUGUCUGUUCAUCAGCUGAAUUAUGUUCUUAAUGGCCUUAAAAGAACUUGCACUUGUUCUUCCAAACUAAAAUAUUUAAUAUUAAGUUAAUAAUUUCAGAUGCAACAAUCUCAUGAUUUUCUAUAAUGUGCAAAUGUGAUGGGUAACUUACAAAUACAAAUAAACAUGUAAAUGAUGCAGGUCUACGUGAACACGGAUAACUAUGAAAUUUGUGUCUACAUCCUAGGGGGGUUUCAUAUUUGGUAUUUGAACUUUUUGAAUGGUAAACGAGUCUUACAUUUUUUUAGAGCAUACUAAAAUUACAAGCCUACCCCCACAAGCCUACAUUUGAGUGUAUUAUGAGAUCCUGAAAAUGUUAUUGUACACAUUUUCUCAUCAUGUCUCCCUUUUCACUCACUAAUAGACCUUUUUUUUUUCUUUUUUCUUUUUUCCAGUUACACAUUAAAUAAUUACUGAGCUAUAUUACACUUUAUAUGUGGGAUUUUAGCAACUUGUAAAUGAUGUAAAAAAUCUUUUUUUACUCUGUGCCACUCAUUGCUUUUACAUUAUCUCUCACUUUAUUUUGUAAGUACUUUACGCGUAGAAACACCAUGACUACUAUCUGAUUAUUUCUCAUUCUCUUUAUACAUUUAUAAACAAGGUGCUGGAAUAAAGACAGUAUUAGGUUUGUUUGUUUGUUUGUAAGAGAGCAGACUGGGUCAACAACAUGCUGAAUGGUAACACAAACACAUGCACACACACUUUUAUCCAGAAAGGGAUAUGUACACUUGCACAAAAUGUAUACCAAUUGAAUAAUAGACUGGUCUCAAAUGCCUUAGCAAUACUUAUGACUGUAAUGGGUUUAUUUCUGUUUCAGAUGUCUGUUAAUCCCUAUGAUUAAGAUGUGCAUACAGGCUUUUUACUUUUGCAUGUCAGGAGUUACUGAACUGUAACAGAAACUAACAGACUGAACUUUUAAAAUAAAACAAUACAGAAUUCCAUA